This is a messenger RNA of Didymodactylos carnosus, 513 nucleotides long. The record is from the annotation of a GenBank genome assembly. NCBI's taxonomy places the organism in Eukaryota, Metazoa, Rotifera, Eurotatoria, Philodinida, Philodinidae.
AUGAAGACCUGGACCUUGCGUAGUUUUGAAGAGAAAUGUUUUGGCUAUCGACUACUAUUAUUUGACAUUGGAUGUCAUAGUGUGGUUUUGAAACGAAUCCCGUUUACAUUUGUGCAAUGCCCCAAUAUCAAGUUGAAAAAACCAUCAUGGUUUAGAAAACCAUCUAAUAUGAUGGUAUUCGCCACUUUAUUAUUGUCUUAUUUUCUUGUUACGGCUGGUAUCAUCUAUGAUAUUAUUGUCGAGCCUCCAAGUGUUGGAAGUACUACAGAUGAAUAUGGACACCAUAAACCGGUAGCUUUUAUGGCUUGGCGUAUAAAUGGACAAUAUAUAAUGGAAGGUUUAGCUGCUUCAUUCAUGUUUUCACUUGGUGGAAUUGGAUUUAUUUUAUUGGAUUUGACCAAUAAGCCAAGCAUGCCGAAAUUAAAUCGUAUACUAAUGCUGUUAUGUUCAUUUAUAUUUAUACUAAUUGCAUUUUUUACAACAAAAAUAUUCAUCAGAAUUAAAAUGCCGUAA